GGGAGAUAUUAUGAGGCUGGUGUCAUUAGGCGAUAGCUAUUGAAUCAUUCAAUCUUUACUCGUCGUUUCUUUUCCUUGAUAAUUUUCUUUCUCUCUCAGGUCAUUCCAUGGUUUUCAGAUCCCCUUUAGAGCUUUAUCCCUCCCAUUUCUUCCUGCCAAACUUCGCUGAUCGCCCUUUGCUCUUGGCGAGCAGCGCUCCCACCGCCAGGUCUCCCGAAGACUUGUCAAUGUUUCAGCUACCGACCCUCAACUUCUCUCCGGAGCAAGUGGCGAGCGUCUGCGAGACGCUGGAAGAAACCGGAGAUAUCGAGCGACUGGGACGGUUCCUAUGGUCUCUGCCGGUGGCACCGGGUGCGUGCGAGGCGAUCAACAAGCAUGAGUCCAUCCUGCGAGCUCGCGCCGUCGUCGCCUUCCACACGGGGAAUUUCCGAGACCUGUAUCACAUCUUGGAGAACCACAAGUUUACCAAGGACUCCCACGGCAAACUGCAGGCCAUGUGGCUAGAAGCGCACUACCAGGAGGCCGAGAAGCUGCGCGGUCGCCCCCUAGGACCGGUUGAUAAGUACAGGGUGCGGAAGAAGUUCCCCCUGCCCAGGACCAUCUGGGACGGCGAGCAGAAGACCCACUGUUUCAAAGAGCGGACACGCAGCCUCUUAAGGGAGUGGUACCUCCAGGACCCCUACCCGAAUCCAAGCAAGAAAAGGGAACUGGCUCAAGCUACUGGACUCACUCCUACACAAGUGGGGAAUUGGUUUAAAAAUCGGAGGCAAAGAGACAGAGCCGCGGCAGCUAAAAACAGGCUUCAGCACCAAGCAAUAGGACAGAAUGGCAUGCGAUCUCUGUCAGAAUCCGGGUGCACCCCGCACAGCUCGGCAGAAUCGCCAUCAACCGCGGCCAGUCCGACUACCAGCGUUUCAAGUAUGGCAGAGCGAGUCGAAACCGGCACGUCCAUUCUCUCAGUAACAUCCAGUGACUCAGAAUGCGAUGUAUGAUACAAAAAAGACAAAUAUUUACAGGGAAUAUGGACCUGAAAAAAAAGACUAUGAAAU
This is a messenger RNA of Megalops cyprinoides (Indo-Pacific tarpon), 1049 nucleotides long. RefSeq names its product SIX homeobox 3a (gene six3a). Gene Ontology annotation, cellular component: transcription regulator complex; nucleus. Bases 108 to 992 code for a protein of 294 amino acids. The record is from RefSeq and is a predicted model, not a curated record. Gene Ontology annotation, biological process: brain development; eye development; regulation of transcription by RNA polymerase II. NCBI's taxonomy places the organism in Eukaryota, Metazoa, Chordata, Actinopteri, Elopiformes, Megalopidae. The transcript is spliced from 2 exons. Gene Ontology annotation, molecular function: DNA-binding transcription factor activity, RNA polymerase II-specific; RNA polymerase II cis-regulatory region sequence-specific DNA binding.